CCGGGCCAUGGCGGGGCUGCUCCGGCGCGCCCUGCGGGCCGUGCCGCUCCUCGCCCGGGCCCCGCGGCGGGCGGCGGCGGCGUGGCCCGGGGACCCGGAGCCGCCGGAGCCGGCGCUGGAGGACACGCAGAGGGCGCGGCGGCGGCGGGCGGCGGCGCGGAUGGAGCGGCUGCGGCGGGAGCUGGGCGGGGGGCGCGGAGCCCCCGAGCGCGUCCUGACCUGGCAGGCGAUGGAGCAGCUGCGGUUCCUGCGGCGGGAGCUGCCCGAGGAGUGGCCCUUGGAGCGCCUGGCAGAAGGCUUUGGCGUCAGCACGGACGUGGUGCGGCGGGUGCUGCGGAGCCGCGGCUGUCCCUCUCCGCAACGCCGCCUGCGGCAGGACCAGCGGGCGCUGAGCGCCGCCGCCACGGCACCGGCACCAGCACGGGGGGCGGGGGACAGGCGCGAGGUGCGCGCCCCCGACGGGACGCUGCUGUACCGGCUGCCGCGGGGCUGGGGCGGGCCGGGGCCCGGCGCGCAAUAAAUGCACUUGGGGCCCGCC
This is a messenger RNA of Zonotrichia leucophrys gambelii, 538 nucleotides long. RefSeq names its product neugrin, neurite outgrowth associated (gene NGRN). The coding region runs from base 8 to 520 and encodes 170 amino acids. Gene Ontology annotation, cellular component: nucleus. The transcript has 3 exons. The record is from RefSeq and is a predicted model, not a curated record. Lineage: Eukaryota; Metazoa; Chordata; Aves; Passeriformes; Passerellidae.